UCACCUUCGACUGAGUCUCUGUUUCUCUCAGCUUUGCACGUCAUGGACGAUCUGUUAUUGCAGAAAAUAGCAAUUCCAGUGCCCACACUGGCCUCCAUGAUCCAACGCCUCACGUGGACGGCCUCCUCUUCGGCCGCGUCACUUACUUCGCCCCCUCCUCACUUCCCGACGAUUCUGCCCCAACUCCCCCCGAUACGCAACUCUUUGCCACUAUCUCCAGCUUCCUCUCCUUCCCUACCCUUCCUUCUAUCCUUCUACGACGUACUCGGCCGGUUCGACUCCUCCCGACUCAUCUUAACCACAAACCCCUCAUCGGCUGGUUCUCCUCUCUCCGGACAACCCCCUCUGCCUCUCCAUGCGCGAAUCCUCCGUCGCUCAUGCUCUCUUUUCUAUCCCCAAUCUCUCUCUCCCAAUCCUAAACGCUAACUUCAAUUCCCUUUUCGGUCCUUCAAUUUUCCUCCCCUUCACAACUCCUGUACAAGACCAAUUCAUCCAAACCAACCAGCAUCGGGCCUUCCAGUUCCAAUCAUCGAACCUCUGUUUUAAUCCGCUAUCAGUCAACAUUGGGCCUGCAUUCAGAGGGCAUUACGGGUCGUUUAGCCGGAGCUCUGCGCUCCCCUUUUUGAACUGUGAGUUAAGGAGCUCAACGGCGAUGAAUGAAGAUAGAAAUGAGGAGAAUUUAAUUGGAUUGAAACAAACAGCAAAGGAUCAAUCGGAUUUGGAUAUGUGCGCCAAGGGAAUGCAAAUUGGGAGAUUGAGCCGGUUGAUUGGACAGGAAGCCGUUAAUUACACGGCUGGAUUAAAGGAAAUCGAAAGCUUGGCCAGGCUCGUUGAAGCCAGCUCAGCUAAGGUUCUUGAACAGUUUCGCUCUGUAGUCAGGUAUGACUCAUUAAGAAAUUUGGAGAAAGUUCGUCGCUGAUAUCAUGGUGUGUAAAAUCACUCUCUUUUUUAUGCUAAAGUGGAUUGUAUAAUUAAUUGUGCAUUUGAUAGACUUUGGAACCUAUUGAUUCUUCUUCAGUUGGUAGGCUAGAUUUCAUUGGAAAAUAAUCCAAAUGAAAAAAUAACUGAAACAGUUUGACUCACAAUAUUUGAUUUCCUCUUCUGUUUGGCUUAUUGGUUUUCCAGCUGACUCUUUGAAGACAGAAAUUCCUGAUGUUGGAGCUGAUAAUGAAAGAUGAUUGACUUCGAUGCUUCAUAAGGUUGGGUUUCAUUCUUGACGAUUGAGCAUGAGUUGAUUGAUUUAUUCUACCGUUUCUGCCAAUACCUCAUGAAUUGGAAAAUUACUCGGGUGGCCUUUCAACCACAGGAGGGUUAUAAAGCUAGGCUAUGGAUUUGUAUACUACCUAUGAUGUUGAGCCUUGUACAUUGAUCUCUUUCUUCUGCAUUUGCUAUUUUAAGUUUAAUUCUGUAAUUUGGGACAAAAAUAUGGUUUUUGAAUUUUGAUGGAGAAAUGAAAUUCAUUUAGGAGGCUGCAUAUAUUCUGAUCAUAUCUUGGUACGCAUUCUUUUCAAAAAUUUAUGUAGCUCAUGAUCCCACUUGACAUAUGUAAUCUAACUAUUCAAUUGAACCUAUGUUUUAAAAACCAUUUUUAAUUACUUUUUCAAUUAAUUUGGCUCUCGCCAUAGAAUUUUCUACUAUGAGGAUGUUGAUGUAGUUUUUGUGCUACAAAUAAGGUUAGAUUGACGAUUAAAACUAUUUGUUUUUCGUGGACAAGGACUUGUUAAAAAAAAAUGGAAAAUGAAGGGGAAUGAUACAAAAAAUGGAAAAUUGCGGUCAAAUGAAGUGAAGUGAGAUGGAGUGAUACCUCUCUGUUGAAGUGGAUUCCUGUGAAAUGUAAAGUUUCAGUACAGAUGUAGAAGGCGUCGUUAUCUUUGCCAAGAGUUUCAUCUUUGUCCGUCUGUCUGUCUGUCUGUCUGUCUAGGGAUCAGGAAACAAGAUCACGAAACCAUGUGCGGUUCAAGAACAAGGAAGAGGUUUCCACCUACUAACUCCCACCGGACAAGUUUAAAGAAACAUUACUACAAACUACCACUUUCUUCUCGAGAAGUAGUAUAUAAAAAUAUUAAUAAUAUAUUAUUAUUUUUACAAAAGUAGCCGCAAUUUUGUACUUCGAAAAGUAGUUGUUAAAACAGCCCCUUAAAUGGAACUUUCAGGAAAGGAAAAGAUGAGCAUCUGGACUUGGUCAAAUCUCUUAAAACAAAAGACAAGUCUUCCACGCCAAGAAAACAAUGGGAACUCAACUACGUU
Molecule: messenger RNA, 2247 nt
Organism: Durio zibethinus
Lineage: Eukaryota; Viridiplantae; Streptophyta; Magnoliopsida; Malvales; Malvaceae
Source: RefSeq, a predicted model, not a curated record